AUGGCGGCCACUCGCGGCGCCGCAAUCCGAGGGUCGACGGCGUCCGCUGACUGCGCCGCUGUACCGCGCGCGACCUACGCGGCUCUAAGAUUCGGCGAGCCGGGCUACCCGGCGGAAUACCGCGGCUCGUUUCGCGACAAUGUGACGGCGCUCGCUGCUGACGUCAUGCAACGCGAACCCGAGGGUGUCGAGGGCCAUCCGACGUGGAGCCUACUUCUUACCGUCACUCGCGCCGAAGCGUAUUCUCAGCCUCCGUUUACGCCUUUCGACGCGCUUUCGCACCCAGCUCCUUCGGCGGUUUCCGCGGAUCCGCUUUCUCCCUCCGCGCGCAGCCCGCCGCCUCCCCCCACCCCGCGCGGUCAAGCCCGCGAGAAUGUUAGCUCCGCGCCAGAACCCAGCGCGGGGAACUCCGCAGCGGGUGCGCUGUGCGCCACUGCGGCUCCCGCGGAGCAUUCAGCGCUUCUGGGGGCGGCGCAGCAGCAGGCGCAGCUUCAGGGGGCGGCGCAUCCGGCGCAGCAGGUGCUGCUGCCGCUGCUGCUCGUGGCGGAAGCGACUGAAGGGUCCGCCAAUCCGCACUGCGACUACUGCCGCAGCUCGGGUUGGUGCCACCACCCCAUCGCUGCGCACAAGUACCAUUUCAUCAUUCCAGCCAAGAACCCACACUCGCACCCACGCGCCGAGUCACAGGUGCUCGCAACCACAGCCAGUAACAUGAGUCCACGUGGCACGCGCAGCACCACCAGCACCAGCAACCACCACCCCUCGUCCCACCACAACCAGCACCAGCACCACCACACGAGCAUCACGGCUGCUGCUUGCCGCUCGCAGUCGCUCGCCGCCCCCACGCACCUCCUGCACGGGGUUUUCCACUCCAACGGCUUUGGCCACCUCGUGACGCUCAAUGGCCGGGCGGCAGGCUCGCACGUGCUGUCCGGGCGGCAGCUGAUGCAGCUGUGGGACAACAUCUGCACCAUGCUGCGCGCCAGGGAGGUGAGCGUAGAGGACCUAUCGCACAAGCUCUCCUUCUCCUCAGACUAUCGCCUCCUCCACACUCUCGCCUUCUCGCACUCCUGGUUCGCCCGCUGGGGCUACUCCUUUGCUCACGGCGCCUUUGGCAUCACGCAGCACCGCUACAGCCAGGCUGUAGAGCGUGUGGCCGGCACACGCCUGCUGCCGCUGCUGCAGCAGCUGCGGGGCAUCAACACGGGGAUUGCCUCCCGCGUAGCAGCAGUGGUUGCCAAGUAUCAGUCGCAUGUGGUUGGGAACAAGUGCGAGUCUGAGGACCAGUCUGAGGGUGAAAACCACAGGGCCAGUCUGUGCCCACACGUCUUGGAUGCUUCACACGAGGCUCACCAUGACCAUCCCCACCUACAUGCCGCUCAUGUUCCUCAUGGCCCGCACGGCCCGCAUACUGCCCCACCCAACCUCACCUUGCAGCACCUCUUCUCAUCCCUCCUCGCCCUGCGCUCCUCCCUCCCCCUCCCCCUGCACCACCAGCACCACCACUUCCCCCACCUCCUCCAACCCUCCUCUCUCCCCCUCCCCUUCACUCUCAGUACCCCUGCUCCUCCCACUGCUCCCUCUACUCCUGCUGCAGCAGCAGCGCCGCUAGCUGCUGUCCCCUCCCGCUCUCCCCUUCUCUCCUUCUCCGCUCGUCGCCUCCUCGCCCCCCCGCCGCCCCUCACCCUCCCGCCGCUCUUCCCGCCGCUGCAGCCAAUGACGACGCGCCAGCUGUCCGGGGAGCCCAGCCCUACCUCCGCGUCCUGCUUGUCCGACGAGCUGUCGCCACGUCAGCAGCAGCAGCGCCUGCUGCGUCAGCAGCAGCAGCAGGCUCUGCCGUCCCCGGUUCCACCAAUCAGCUACCAACAAAUGGACGUCCCUCCAUCUCCCAACGUUCCCACCCCCUCUGCAAUCACGCCCGAUACAAUCACUCCCAAUACUGCCACUCCCAGGAGCAAGCGAACCCUCUUGUUUCUUGACAGCCCUAUCAGCAGCGCUUUAGCAGCAGCACCACCAACACCAGCAGCAGCAGCACCAGCAUCGGCAGCAGCAGCAGCAGCAGCAGGGGACUAUCCCAGGCGCCUUCUCUGCAACGAGCCAAUCAUAAUCAGCCCGCUGCCCGCCGACUCGCCCUCGUGCCGCUGGUCCUCCAAGCGCCUCCACCUGGCGCAGCAGGUCAUAGUCGACGUGCUCUCCCUCCGCCCCGGCGCCUGGCUGCCUCGGCACGAGGUUCGGGAGGCGGCUCGGCAGAGGAUCGGCGACACGGGGUUGUUGGAUUUUGUGCUGAAGUCGCUGGGGAAUAGGUUGGUGGGGGAUGUGGUGGUGCGGAGAGCGAUUAAUCCGCUUAGCAAAGUGCUGGAGUUUAGCUUAGAGCCGCUGCAGCGGGAGGGCGGGGAGAGAGGUGGGGGAGGGAGAGGAGAGGGGAGGGAGGGGGCGGAGAGGGAGGGGGUGGUUGGGGAGGAGAAGAGAGGAGGGUUGGAGGUGCAGCAGGGAGAGGUGCCGAUGGGGGCAGUAUCGCCUCUUACUCUGGGCGGAGGUGUAGAGGCGGACGUGACUCGAGACGUGGAGUUCCUGUACAAGCACCUGCUCUUUACUGUCACAUCCGCUCACGGCCACUGCCACCCGCAUCAGAGGAUGCACCAGCAGCAGCGUCAGCAGCAGCACCGCCAGCAGCAGCAGCACCACCAGCAGGAGCAGGAGGAGCAACGGGAGACCAAGGCAGAUAUAACCUCUUCAGAAUUCUCACUCUCUGCUUUCUCUGAAGCCGUGCAAACCAUACUCGAUACAAAGCAGUUCUUUAAGGACUACAAGGGCGAGCUCACCAGGGAGCAAGCAGCACGAGCUGCGGCUGUGGCAGCAGGUGGAGAGGGGGGAGAGGAAAGGGAUGGCGUUGCUACAGAGAGUGAAGAGGAGGAUGGGACGAUUCGAGUGCUCUGCAGCAUCGAUGCACGGGACGCAGACACCGAUCGCAACUGGCUCAUACCGCUGCCCGAGCUCAUAACCCUGCCGCCCGAAGCAACCGUCGCUGAUCUCAAGGCUGCAGCCUGCCGAGCCUUCGCCCAGACCUACCCUGUGGCUCGGCACAUGCAGGUCACAGCUCUGCCCGUGGAACUCUCAGACCUGGACGACGACGACGUGCUCUUUGGCUCGCUCGACUCGGGCGCCUCUCUGCUGCUCGCCGUUUCCGGCCUUGAUGCGCACAGCGAGUGGCGCUACGAGGGCGGCAACGACACGUGGGCUGUGCGGUGCGUGUGCGGCGCACGGGACGACGACGGCGAGCGCAUGAUCGCAUGCGACGAGUGCGGUGUGUGGCAACACACGCGCUGCGCUGGGAUCGGCGAUGCUGCGCCUGCUCCCAUGAGCUUCCUGUGCUUGGGGUGCAGAGCGGUGGAGAGGGAUCGUUGCCGGGAGGUUAAGGUGGAUUGCGGCGAGAAGAAAGCAGCACGCAGAGUGGUGAAGAGUGAGCAGGUACGGUUGGAGGGAGUGAAGCAGGAAGAGCCGCUGCAGCAGCACAAGAGGCAGCAGCAGCAGCAGCAGCAGCAGCAGCAGCAGCAGCAGCAAAGGCUACGAGUGCAACCACCCAUGGACUUUUACCAGAACCGGCAGCAGCUGCAGCAGCAGCACCAGCACCAGCACCAGCAACAGAGAAAGCCUGAGCAUCAGGAUAAGACAACUCCAUGCAGCCCCAGCUACCCAGGUUCGGCAAGCAGGUUCGGCGGCCCGCACCUGUGCCUGCCCCCACUCCCUCUGCUGCGCAACCUAAGCCACGCUGGCAGCAUUACCAAGCAAAGCCAGGGCGGUGGGGAGUUGCUGAGGGUUGCAGCGAGCAAGGGCGUUUCUAAAACUCCCAUAUCCCCUCGUUUCGAAACCCCAGAAUCACCUGAUUCCGAGACCUUGCUAAGCCACGGGGGUAGUGGCAGCAGGCAGAGGCAGGGCAUUGGGGAGAAACGGCGAAGGGACAAGGAGAGGGAUGGUGGGUGCAGCGAAGAUUUUCUGGGGGCUUUAAGUGCUCUGAGGAGAGAGAGGAGGUUGGGGAGGGAGAAGAGGAUGAGGAGGGCUGGUCAGGAGGGGGGAGUGAGUCGGGAUGACUCGAUUUGA
This is a messenger RNA of Closterium sp. Naga37s-1, 4098 nucleotides long. The record is from the annotation of a GenBank genome assembly. Lineage: Eukaryota; Viridiplantae; Streptophyta; Zygnematophyceae; Desmidiales; Closteriaceae.